Molecule: messenger RNA, 612 nt
Organism: Alternaria atra
Lineage: Eukaryota; Fungi; Ascomycota; Dothideomycetes; Pleosporales; Pleosporaceae
Exons: 1
Coding region: 1-612 (203 amino acids)
Source: RefSeq, a predicted model, not a curated record
AUGAACAGUGUCUUUUCACUCCUCGCCAAGCAGCCGCCGAAGACGUUCAAAGUCAGCUACGCGCCACAGUACAAGAACUUUAUCAUAAAUCACGUCGCGAUCGACCCCUCGCAUCCCCUCCACGAGACGCAGCGCCGCAGACAAGCCGAGAAGAAGAAAGAGGGACUAUGGUGGCAUGCGACAACAGGUGUUGACUUGAACAAGUCUAGCUGUGUAAGAGCAUGGGCUAGACGGCGACUGCGCAGGGCUGUAGUAGACGAGCUGAAAGCUCGCGGAUACGACGAGAAUGGCAAGUACGUCAAUCUCAACAAGCUGCAGACGCAGACGCAGACAGACUUGAUGGCCGGGGUAGCUGCGGGAAAGACACUAGAUCUGAAGGGAAGCCUGAGGCUGCAUGUACAAGCUCCUUUGCUUCCUGCCAAGUACGUAGAUGUACGCGCAGAGGCUGGGGCUGUCAUUGAUGCCGUGAGAUACGGCAUACCAAAGGACGCGUCAGUGGAUUAUGCCUCAGCGAAGCCAACCAGAGGUCGCUCAUCGUCUAGCCUACCUGCUGCUGCGCAACCGUCUCCGUUUCGAGUGACGAAACACACGGUGAAGUCACGCACAAGGUGA